AUACAGAUUACGUAACACGUUUAGGCGGGAAUAUUAUCAUCACAUUAUCAGUAUUCAGUGUAUUGUGUAAGUAGUAGUAAUGAAAUAUUUGUAAAGAAUCUACAGUUAAAACUCAAUCUUGAAUUCAAUUACCAGUUACAAAAUUCUUAAGCCAAUCAAUGUACUCCAACAGUAAAAACGAUGAACUGGAACCUCGUCCUGUGCCUAAACCCACCCAGUAUCAAGUAAAUUUUAUUUUUCUAUAUAGUUAUAGUAGAUAGGUAUCACCGUUAAUUGUACUACUUGAUUACUUGAAAUCUUACAGAAAUCCAAUAUUUACAAUAUUUACAGGUAAUAUCAGCCAGGACCGAAGUUCCAGAAUUGUCAAUUGUAUUUGAUUCAUCAGAGAGUAUUGCAAAAGCAAAGGUGUCUAAUAGCCCAUCAUACUAUGCUACCAGACAAUCUGCUCAAGAAACAUAUGGAUCAUAUAACGAAUGGAAAAAUCGUAAAACCUCACCAGUAAAUAAAGAAACUCGUUUUUAUGAACCACGAGAAAAACAUAGCUGUGGAUCUUCAUCAUUCACUGAUUGUAAUCAAAACCCAUACAAUUAUUUUACAGAUAAAGUAUCUUAUGAUUCAAGUAAUAAUUACCAUAAGUGUGCUUGCCAAAAUGCACCAACUGUCAAAGAUAUCUACAACAUGAUGCAAAUGCAAAAUGAUCAAAUUAAAUUUCUUUUAGAAACCGUGCAAAAACUGUCAAUGACAUUAUCCAAUCAACAAAACCAACAUAAAUGUUGUUGCUUUUUGAAUAGCCAUUGUAAAAAUGUUAAUGAUAAUAAACCAACCGAAUUGUUAAAAACAAGUGAAAAUCCAGUGAAUUGUCAAUUAGAUAAAUUAAAUGAUAAUUCAACAGAAAAACCACUGAACAGUUUAAAAAAGGGUAAAAGUGUCCCAGAAAAAAAUGAAUCAAAUAAGGGAUCAAAACCACUUAUGAAACCAGAUAAUAUAUCUAAAGAUAGAUCAAAACCACUUAGUAAACAAGAUAGUAUAUCUAAAGAUAGAUCAAAACAACAAAUUAUAAGAGAAGUCGCAGAUAAUGAAAAAGAUAAUAAAAAAGACAUAGAAAGAACAAAUUCAGUUGCAAGGUAUAAUAUAACAUAAUUAUUAAUACCUACUUGAUAAUUAUAGUUUAAAAAAAAUAUAUAUAUUAGAAUGUUAAGCUAGUGAAAAACCUAACCAAAAUUACUGUUUGAAAAGCUUCAAUUAUUUUUUAUAACUUAAAAUCUGUAUACUUGGGUACAAAAUUAUUAGAUUAGAUAGUGCUCAAAUUGGAAAAAUAUUGAAAAAAGGAUGCAAAAAUAGAUAAAAGUAAUUUACGAAGUUUAUCAUCAAAUUUUAAAUCUGGUAUCCUCCCCCUCUAUUGAUUUUUGUGUCCAUUUUUAAAUAUUAUAAACUUGGAAGAUAGAAUAUAGAAAGGAAUUUAAUUUCUUUUUGUAUGUGACAAUAAACUAUUUUUAAUGAAAAAUGGUUCAGUGGUUUCUUUUAUACAUGUACAUAUAUUUUUCAGUUUUUUCCCAUUAUAAAAACCGCUUGGAAAAUAAAAAUAAAUUACUUCCUUAAAGUACCACCCAGAUAAAAUUUCCUUUUAAAAAUGCACUACAGUUGAAAAUCUAAACAAGAUUUCUGGUAGAAAAGUUAUUUACAGAAAAAAAUAAGUUAACAUUGUAAAAUUAAUUAGUAAAUACCGGAAUCUAAAAUAAUUGUUUAUUGGAUAUAAAAAAAAAUUUUAAAAAUUUCAUUUUUUUUUUUUUUUUUUUUUUGUAUUAAUAUCAGACUAAUAGUACAAAAGUAUUAGACAUUAGGUAUUAUUAGGUAACUUAAUUUAGUACCUAUACAAUUAUUAAUACAAAUAAACUUUUAAAACUAUUCAUGUAUUAUUAUUUAAUUAUUAUAUUUCUAAUCUUAGUGAUGAAUCAUUUGAUUUAAACGCUAAUGACGUUCAAGUAAUUGAAGCCCCAAUAUCUCCUGACCAGUCAAUACAUAUUGAAAUGAAAUCAUCUUCUGAGGAUAGUAAUGAUAGGUAAUAUACUGUAUAUUUAAAAUUGAUAGGUUAACCUUUUUUAAUUAAUAAAUUGUAUUUUGUUCUUACAGUGAAUGUGAAGAAGAAAAUAGUAAAAAAAUUGAAGUUGGAUGGACAAUUUAUAAUAAUAUUAUUGUAAGUUAUUGACUACGUUAUUUUUCUAAAAUAAAUUAAAAUCUAUGGUUUUUUUAUUUAUUAUUACUAAACACACACAUAUAUAUAUAUAAUUAUACCAAUAUUUUUUUUUUGUUUUAAAUUUAAGGGACAAGUAAACAACCUGCUUGAAGAUAGUGAACAAAAAUCUGAAGUAGCAAAACCAGUAAAAUGUAUUAAACCUACACCAACAACUAAAUCAAAGUAAAUGAUAUAUUAUCAAGCUUUAGAGACUCCAUUUGAUUUUAUAGCUAACAUUUUAAAGGCUUUAAAUGGUUUUUAAUAAUUUUACUUCACCCAUUAGGAAUUUUGAACCAUACCCACACAUUAUGCUAACGGAUAAUGGUAAAAUAGAUUCCAGCUUACAGAUGCAAGCACUAGCUAUGCAGUACUUAGCACCUGAACAAUCUGUUAAAUGUAAGUUAUUUCCAAUGCCCUAUACAAUUAAGGAACUAUAGUUACACACUUUAAAAAUCACAGUAAUUUAAUAAGUAAAAUAAAUAACAAUGUUUAUAUUGCCUAAAUACAUGCUGAUAACAUUUAAAGUAAUUAAAUACAAAUAAUACAACACAUAAAUUAUUAUUGAUGACAUAAGUGCACUGUAUCUAAAUGAAAAGUAAAAUUAUAUACAUAUUAUUGACUACGUUCACUUACUGUAAUAAUAAAUUAUUCAAAUUAUUUUCCUUUUCUAUUCAUUCAUAAUCUAAAAAUUAAAAUAAUAAAUAUAUUAAAUUAAUUUUUUCCUAUUCAAAAAUAUAUAUUUAUUACUAUAAAAUUAGAAAUAUAAUGUAUAAUUUUAUUGAAGUAUAAUAUUGAAAUACCCUACUUUCAAUAACUUUUCUUUUUGUUUAUUACAUCGAAAAAUUAUCAUAUUUAUUUUUAUUUCAGUUAAUAUGGAUAAACCUGCCAUGAAAUCUCCAAAUAAUUAUUCAAUUUCAACAAUGCAUUAUAUGGAGAGAUAUCAUCUGAUCGGAUCAGAACAAAACCUUACUCAAGGUAUACUAUGUACAACUGAUAGUGGUAAUUAUAUUUAGAACAGUUUUGAAAAUAAACAGAUAUUUUAUAAUAUAAUAUGGGAUAUCUAUACAAAACAAAAUACAAUUUAGGUUUUAAAAUAUUAAACAAGAGUUAAUUUUUAAAACGUACUGCACAGUAUAGCAGUACUAGUAUUAGUUUAGCUAAAAUAGUUUAUAAAUUAUUUUAACAUGAUGAGGUUAUUUAGGUUGAAGAAAAACUUUAAUAAUAAUUGGUAUCUGGUAUAUGUUUAAAUAUGAAAUUAUUUUUAUUAUUGUUAAAUAUUAAUUUUUUUUUUUCAAAAUAAAUUAUGAAAAGAUCUAUCUUAAAAUAAAACUUCAUAGUAUCAAACACUAACGUUUAAUAAACAAUUAACUUUCUUUUUUCAUUUGAACCAACACAUUUAAUAUUAUUUAUGAACAUAAACAAUAAACAUAACUAAUUUAUAUAUGUUUCUUUAGAAAACCAUCGACACCCAGAAGCAUUAUCAAACAAAAAGAAAAAAUCAUCAAGUAAAAAUAAAGCUCCUUCAAAAAUACUAAAUAUCACUGAACUUAGACAACAGCCAAAACUGCAAUGAUGGUAAAAAAUUAUAAAUAAAUAAAUAAUUAAUUAAUUAUAUUUCAAUGAAAAAAAUAUUUUUAUCCAUUUUGUUACGUUUUUUUAAUUCAACGCUCAAUUAUAAUUAUGAACAACAUUAAAUCCUACUAUUUUUUAUGCAUAUAUUUUUAUAAUAAUCAUAGUUAAUAUUUUUUUAGCACAUACAAAUAUAUCACAAUUUAUUUUGGAUAAUAAUAAUAUAUAUAUUACUUAAGGAAAAAAAAUGUUUUUUUCUGCCUACAACUUACUUCUUAAGUUUAAACAUUAAAACUUUCACCACAUCCACAAGUUCCUUUAAUAUUUGGAUUAUAGAAUACAAAUUCUGAAGACAAUUUUGAUUGAACAAAGUCCAUUUCAGUUCCGAGUAAUGUUAACUGAGCUUUUCUAUCAAUAAACACACGGAUUCC
Molecule: messenger RNA, 4233 nt
Organism: Cinara cedri
Lineage: Eukaryota; Metazoa; Arthropoda; Insecta; Hemiptera; Aphididae
Source: the annotation of a GenBank genome assembly